GCAAGCAGCAUGUGUGCGGUAGGGUGAUCUGUGUUUUAAGUGAGUGAAAUUCUCGUUUUCGAAAAUGAAUGCGCACAAUCAAGGAUCCCAGCGCUUCGCGGACUAUUUUGUUAUUUGUGGACUGAAUUUGGAUUCAGGACUUGAACCAGACAAUUUUUCAGGAGACAACUUGCAAACUACGCCUUUGGAUCGUUCGUACAAAGCACAAGUACUUGCUCAUUACCCAGACAAUGUUCCUUGGAAUCCAUUUGAUGAAAAUGCUGUUUGCAUGUUGUGCCUGCCACACGGUCUCCAGUUCCGCACACAGAAACACUGCAUUGAGCCACGCUUUCACAGCUUCAUUAUCACAAGAGAAGAUGGGAGUCACAGCUAUGGCUGUAGUUAUAUAUUUUAUGAGGAAGUUCGCAAUCGAAAAAUAUGUAGUGCCAUGCAAACAUUGCAGGCAAUGCACUUAACAGAAUUAUCAAGCAGUCAUCGUAUUCCACAAUCUCGCUCAAGAAGACAGGGUAGGCUAGCUGCUGAUGGCUCACACAAUACUCGUUCUCUUCCAAGACACUUCAAACUUUCAAUGCACCAUCCUGCAGCAGCCCAGAGCUACUAUGAAGCCGCAAAGGACACACUGUAUGCAUCAAAAAGCAUUGCUAUCAUCUCACAGUUACCAUAUGUUCGUGCUACAAAACUUUUUCUGGAAGGACUGUACAGAUGUGCUGUGGAACCAAAUGCUUGUAGUGUGAGCCUAGAGAGCCAUGUGCACAACCUUCUAUUUGAGACUCCAUUACCACAGCCUGGUCGCAGUUUGCGUUUCUCCUGCCCGUACAGUGGUGACCCCAUUAUAGUACAACGCCCAAGCUCUAUUGAGGAGUUGCCUCUGUUUGACCUGCCAAUUCGACAGCUCUUUGAACUUUUGGGAGUUGAAGGUGCUGUUCAGCUUUUCACUUGUGUGUUGCUGGAAAACCAGGUGCUUUUAUGUUCCUCAGAUUAUCAGAGGCUUAUGGUGGUAGCGGAAUCUGUAACGUGUCUGCUGUUUCCAUUCACCUGGCAGCAUGUCUAUGUGCCAAUUCUACCUGCAUCUCUGCAGCAUUUCUUGGAUGCUCCAGUUCCGUUUGUGAUGGGAUUACAUAGUGGUGAAGCACAACAACGAAUUGUAUCAGAACAACAGGGCAAUCUAUGCUUUGUCGAUAUUGAUCAGAGGAAAGUGCAGCUGCCUGAGGAACUUCCUAGCUUUCCACAAAGGCAAGAGUUUAUAGUGGAAUUAGUGGAAGUGCUGAAACAAUUCAGAGUGUCAGCAGGGACAUUAGAUUUAGCCAAUGUGUCUGGUGGUCAGGGUGAUAUCAUGACAUCAAGCUGCAUCCUUCCAUCUCAGUCACAAAUCCAGCCACGCCGCAAGCACUCUUGGUCUCACGAUUCAGAUUCUGGUGUAUCUGAUGGGUCACACUCGUCAUCAGGUUCACCUCAGUCUGAUGCGCUCCAGAGAAUUGUUGCAAUUGUACGGAGCAAAGGUGUGGGAGUGGAUGAUAUUGUUGAUGGAAACCUUAAUAAUGACUGCCGUGAUCCAGAUUAUGAACUAAAUGAACAUCAGCAGUACGUUGAAGACUUGCGGUUUAACAAUGCAGUCAGAGAAAUUUUUCUGAAUCGCUUUGUAAACAUUUUUUCGGCAUAUGAACAUUUUGUUAUUCCACCAAACCAGGAUAAGGAGCAGUGGUUAAGUGACAGGGAUUCCAUGCAAAACUUUGACAAAGCUACUUUCCUGGUUGAUCAGCCUGAACAACAUUUGCCCUUUCUUUCACGUUUCAUAGAAAGCCAGAUGUUUGCUACGUUAAUUGACAACAAGAUCAUGACCACUUGGAGUGAAGUGGACACCAAUCUUAGAGUAUUUGAUAGACGAAUAAGGCUUCUCAGGAAAAGGUUUGGAGAAGGUUUUGUGAGAACACCAGACUAUGAGCACUGCACUACGAUACAGGACUCGCAACUACUUCUAGAGAAGCGCCUAGCAAAUGUUGAUGUAGUGGUCUCUCCACCCCAGGAAAUUGUAACUUCGCGUGUGACUCCGAGCAGAAAUACUGGUGGUUUUCCACUCUUGGAUGCUUCGGUCCUCAAAGAGCCACCUCACAGGUUACGCAAACGAAUAACUAACACACCUAGAUGGCACCAGAAGGAACGGCAGCUAUCGAUUGAUGGGGAUCAAUCCAUGGACAGCAUGCGACCGCCAAGAUUUGGCACAGAUUUAAGUCCUGCUCUUAUUGCUCAAACGAACUGGUCCUUUGUUGAAAAACUUCUUAAGGAUUGUAAAAGCAAGACAAAGCGCAUGUUGGUGGAGAAGAUGGGAACAGAAGCUGUUGAACUUGGUCAUGGUGAGGUCUCACUUGUAGGUGUUGAAGAAAACACACUCAUUGCUAGCCUGUGUGACUUGCUGGAACGAAUAUGGUCACAUGGCUUACAGAAUAAACAGGGAAAGUCUGCCCUUUGGUCACAUCUCACAAAUUACCAGGAGUUGGAGGAAUGCAACGAUACAUCAAAACCAAUUGAUCCCAAUUUCCUCACACCAGACUUAUCAUCUAUGGCACUGGAAACAGAUCUGACUCCACCCCAGACCCGAAGUCGAGAUCGACAUAAAACAUCUGAGCCAGCGUCACCUAGUGAAAGGAAGAUAUUGGAGCAACCAAUGUUAAAACCUCUCCCUAUAUCCCUCACAUUUGAUAUGAGAAAUGUGCAAGCCAUGUCAGAUGUAAAAACACAUAUUGGCUAUGCAAGAGCGUGGGUGCGACUGUCUCUGGAGAAGAAGCUGCUCUCACGUCACUUGCGAACUCUCUUGUCAGAUACUGCUCUUCUGAGGAGCCUUUACAAGAGAUAUGCAUUUCUUCGUUGUGAAGAUGAGAAGGAACAGUUCCUAUGUCACCUCCUAACUCUGAAUGCAGUGGACUAUUUCUGCUUCACAAAUACAUAUACAAAUACUAAAAUGCCAUACCGUGUGGUGAUAUUCCCAUCUCGUAAAGCUAGUGCUUCCACUACUACAGCCAACGUAUGGGUAGCAGUCUCUGGGACACUUGGAGAAACGUCACAUGUUCCUGUACCACGAGGUUCCUUGGAGUUUGUUUUUCAUCACAAGAACCUGGGCCUACUGACAACACUUCGUAUUGGGCAUGACAACAGUGGUCCAUCACCAAGAUGGAUGAUAGAACAUGUAGUAGUCAGGAAUGAAAUUGCAGGCCAUACAUAUAAGUUUCCAUGUGGUCGAUGGCUUGGUCGCGGCAUUGAUGAUGGCUCAACAGAAAGAUUAUUGGUAGGAGAACUGGUUCCCCGUCAUGUAGGGAGUGAACAAUUGGCAGAGACCUGCCGGACACCGCCUCGAUGCCGUAGUCCUUCAGUGCCACGGCGUCCAUCAGAAACGCGUCCCUCUCCAGAAGAUAUACAACAGAUGCUUGGUGAUGCAGUCAACAGCAUAGUGAAGUAUUACUACCGCCGCAGAUAUGAAAAAGACCGUGGGAGGCUAACUCUGCUAUUGUGCGGAGAAAUGGGUCUUGUUUAUUGCCUUGAACAAGCGUUUUUAGUGGGUUUCAGAUCAGUUCGCUUGUUUGGAAGGAACUUGUAUCUCUGGGAUUACUUUGUAAGAGCAAGAGAGAACCUCCAAGAACAAGUUCAUUUAGGAGAUGAGACAGUUCUGUGCUACUGCAACCUUGUGGACCAAGUAGAUAACUCCAGUCAGUCUCUUGGCAAGGAUGGAAAAUUUCAGCUUUUUAUAUGUCUAUGUGCAAGGGAACAUCUUCUAAGCCGCAUGCUGCAGCCACUGUCAUUAACACGCGCUACACUGGAUAUGUAUGAAGAGCAGUCUUUCCUACGGAACCCACAGUACAGGACCUUCCUCACUCAGAUUCUUCAUUCACUUGAUGAAUUUGAUAUUGUGCUGGAAAACUCGAUCACAAAGGAUAUUGGACAAUGAAGGGCCUUUGAAGUGUAAAUGUCUGCCUACUGCUAGUCCAUAUAGUGUGGAUCUCAUCUCAGACAGUUCCUUCUCACUAUGCAGAGAGGCCCCUUAAUUCUUCUUAUAUGAGGAAAUGACUGUGAAGUAGUUUUGAAGUCAUCGUGUACCUGAUAUGUAUAUGUUUAUGGCCUGUCAUAUUUUACAUGCAGCUGGCAGUGAUGCCUGAUGUGGACAGGUCUGAAACAUAGAAAUUACUGUGAAAAUUAAAUUUAUGUAUAUGUUGUAACUGAGUAAACAAGAAUUGAUGUUUAUAUUCUAGUUACCAUUGUGAAAUUUUUUUAUUAUACUCUGUUGUUAGUUCCUACUACAUGACAACAAUGAUUAAUUUUGUGAAUAUUAUUACUCUUUCAGUGAGUAGAUGAUGUCUUUCACAAUAGUAAUUUUGUUUGCAUUACUCAAAAAAUGUGCAUUCAUGCUGAUACUCAUUAAACAAAAAUGACCGACUAUUUGGCAAAUAAUAAUGUCAAAAUGAACUAUUUCUGGGUGCUUUUGCUUUUAAAUUGCCAGCUAAUAUUAGCACUUGAUUUGGUAGAUUUGAAAGCCAAGUAAGAAUCUCUUUCAGAAGUUUUAAGUUGUUGGUUGGUUUCAGGUUGCUGCCCCUGGCAAUCUCUUAUAAGAGUUGAGGACAGUGGACAACCACUGAAAUUUUCAAGUUCUCCAGGUUCCUUUAUAGACAACUCUAAUACAUUACCAUGGGAAGUGUUACUCCAAUACAGAGAUAAAACUAUGAGUCUAGGGAUCUGUCUGAUUCUCCCCUUCCUGAUAGAAUGAGUAUUUUCUCUCUGUAUCCUGGCUUCUUUCAAAAUUAUCUUUAUAUUUUAAAUGUCCCAGUGUCAGGGUGCUGUGGCUCUCUGUGUGUCUAUGGUAUGUGUCCACAUUUGUUUUUUGUGAUAAGAGCCUUUUUGAAAUGACACUGAUGUGUAUGGCAUCCUACAGAAUUAAAUUACUUGUAGCAGUAUAACUGUACUUACAUAUGACUACUAGUAGGUUUUUUUUGGUUAGUGAGGUAAAAACUGACAUCAUGAGCACUGAAAAAAUUCAAAAUUCUGACAUGUCCUCAUACUGUUUGCCCAAGAUGCAACAAAGAAUCUGAGUUACUAUUGACAGUACAGCUUUUUCUGAAAGUGGGACCACUGAGUUAAAUUAAAGAAUAGGGAUACAUUUGUAUAGUCAAAUGGACUGAACAAAAUUAUUUUGAUACUCAGGGAAUAUUCUAACAUCAACAAAAAAUUUCCGUAUUUCUCUUGAUAUUAUGAAUGCAUUGUGAAAUGUGGUGCAGAUGUGUUCACAAAGCUAAUUUGGUUCUUUAGUGUACUAUUCACUUGUACGCUCCUAAUUUCAGAACGCCACAAAAAAAGCUUUCUUUGAAAACAUUGAAUCAGGGUCCGUACUUAGAAUAAAAUGCUUCAUUGUAAAUUUCAGACAGCCAACAUAUGACAUGGAAGAUUGUUAAUUAAUUUCAUAUUUUUAUAUUGAUGAACUGACAGUUGAUACGCACAACAAAUUGUAAUUGAUAUAUUUUUUAUUUCUUUGUAAUAAUCCACUAGAGAAAUCGUGUGUCUCCUAUCCCAAUAAACAUUUGAUGCCUUUUUGUUGUAACUAAUUUAAUAAGUUUACUGUGAAUGUGUGGUUAAUUUCUGUAAACUAAAAUGUAAGCUUGUUGACUUGUGGCACUUCCUACUCUCAUGUCAGAAAUGUAUGUGAAAUGGAGUCAACCUCUGUAUGAGACUAUUCAGAUAAAUGAUUAAUAAUAUUUGGGUCUUUGAUUACUCUUUUUGUGGCUCAGUGUAGUUAUCCAGACAGAAAUACAUGCAUAUGUCAUAUUAAUAUGAAAAACUUAAAUGAAUUUGUACAGUCUACCCAAAUCUUAAAAUGGGGAAGGCGAGACAUAUGUGGUUCACCCUUCUCUCCUCGAACAAUUCAUGAGUAAAGUUAUGAAGACAGAUACCUGUUAUGUAGAUGCCUUUGUUUAUUUCACACAUCUUUCCUCCCUAUUAAUACAAAACAAUGAUUUCUUUUCAGCUUCUGAAUGCCGUUGUUAUUUUUAAUGGACAGGGAUCUAAUGUAACUGAACUCAUGAAUAUGGAAUUGUACAGAACUCUGCACUGGGAUAUAACUGCUGUUGUUUGCUAAUCAGGCAAUAAACAUGACAGUGGUUUGUAGAGGUUAAAUAUUAGUGCCUGGAGCAUCAGCUCCUAUGUUGUGUAACAUGCUCUUUCUCCUGUACAGAUGGUAUCAGUGUAUUUCACAUUGGUGCCCAUUUUGUACUUUCUAACAGAUACAACGUAUCUGAAAUGUGGAACUUAUAAUCAGUGUCAUCGUCAUAAUUGGCUUGUUUUUCUGUGUUUUAUUGAAAUAGUGACUGAUGUGAUUCCCUUAAAUCCACACCUUCCUCUCAAUUCAGCUAUUAUUCACACUUUUUCUUUCAGUUACUGUUAGUAACUACGCUUGGAUUGACUUUAUGUAUAUGCUUAUGAGAUGGUGUUGGGUCUUUUCACUCCUUCAAUGUCAGAUAUGCCUUAUAAUUUCCGAGUAGAUUUCAGCACUGCUCUCUUUUUUUUCUGUUCUGUUGCUGUGUUUGUUAUCAUACAAGAAGCAAAGAUCAAAAGUAAAAUCUAUGCAUCUAUGCAAGAAGUAUUUGUAUUUUAGAAAAGCAUUUUAAUACAGAUACAACUUUGGGAUGUCAUUUAGAUAUUAGAUGCCUGCAUCAGAUAAGACCUAAUUUGUGUAACCUGAGAUCUUUUCCCAGUAUGCCAUACACAUCACUAUAUAAAUUCUUAAUAAUAUACCAAAAUUUUUUAUUUCAGCUGUUAUGAUUUUCUGGUCACAUAGCAAUUGUGUACAAGUUUUCAGAUCUGUAUUUUGGAUAAAGUUUGCGAUAUUAAAAGUACUUUUUGUAUUUAAUACAUUCACUGGAUUCCUGUAUUUGAUGAAAUUCAUAUACAUGACUGUUCUAGAAGCCAUCAAUUUAUAUAUCCCUAGCAAAUACUCGGGACUAUGUACAAACCUUGAAAAUAAUUUUCAAGUCUGUGAUAAAAUGUAUUAUAAGGUUGAUUCACCUUUACUGAGAACUGCAUGUUCAUUCCACAAUCAUCAAAUCAUUGUUUGAUAAUAUCCAUUUUACCCUUCUGUACAUGCCAUGUCUGUGCUUUACUUGACGUAUUUCUUAUGGAAAUAAGUAUGUUUUUAUGACAGCUUUACAGUGAACGUGUUUAGUAAAAGAUUUUCUAUUUAUGAGAAUUACAUUUAUCAAAAUAGAACUGUGUCCUCUAUUAAAUACUCUAGCUCAGUAAAUUCUACUUGCAUUUACAAUGCUGAGUUAAAGCCAUACAUUAAGAUACAGAUAGCUUUAAAAAUUAUUGUUAUGUAACAGAAAGGAACAGUGUAUCAUCCAUAUCAUUCUUCUAUUUGAUUCUUAAAUGUACACUUUUAAAAUGUAAAAUUUGGAUGGCAUCAUUUCUCCCAUUAGUAUUCUUUGUGAAUGUUGUACAUGUACAGUGUCUAAUAAAUUUUAUGUCAUUUCACAACAAAUUUUACUUGUGA
Schistocerca cancellata (South American locust) is the source of this 7522-nucleotide messenger RNA. RefSeq names its product DENN domain-containing protein 5B (gene pns). The record is from RefSeq and is a predicted model, not a curated record. The transcript has 22 exons. The coding region runs from base 65 to 3937 and encodes 1290 amino acids. NCBI's taxonomy places the organism in Eukaryota, Metazoa, Arthropoda, Insecta, Orthoptera, Acrididae. Gene Ontology annotation, molecular function: guanyl-nucleotide exchange factor activity; small GTPase binding.